This is a messenger RNA of Neurospora tetraspora, 1337 nucleotides long. Its product is annotated as mitochondrial phosphate carrier protein. The transcript is spliced from 4 exons. Gene Ontology annotation, cellular component: mitochondrial inner membrane. The record is from RefSeq and is a predicted model, not a curated record. Bases 181 to 1140 code for a protein of 319 amino acids. Gene Ontology annotation, biological process: mitochondrial phosphate ion transmembrane transport. Lineage: Eukaryota; Fungi; Ascomycota; Sordariomycetes; Sordariales; Sordariaceae. Gene Ontology annotation, molecular function: phosphate transmembrane transporter activity.
GCAGCGCCGGCCUUUCCACCCUCCCGUGCCUCCGUGUCCACCUCCACUCUCCAAAAAGGCUCAAUCGCCAACCUCCGUCGCGAACGACUUUCCCGCCCGAUUGCUCUUUUUGCCCUCUUUCCUCCCCGUCAACCCAUCUCCACUCAGUCUUUGUUUGUCGUCCAAACCCAGAUAUCCAAAAUGGCCAGCUCUACCCCCAAGGUCGACGCUGUCGUCGAGAAGGCUAAGGCUGCUGCUGCUCCCCAGAUGAGCGCUGCCAGCCUCUAUUCCAGAUUCGCUCUUGCUGGUGCCAUCUGCUGCUCCGUCACCCACGGUGCCCUCACCCCCGUCGAUGUCGUCAAGACUCGCAUUCAGCUCGACCCUGUCACCUACAACAAUGGCAUGAUCGGCGGCUUCAAGAAGGUCAUCCAGAGCGAGGGUGCCGGUGCCCUCCUUACCGGUGCCGGCCCUACCUUCGCUGGUUACUUCCUCCAGGGUGCCUUCAAGUUCGGUGGUUACGAGUUCUUCAAGCAGCAAAGCAUCAACUUGAUCGGCCUUGAGAACGCCACCAACAACCGCACUGCCGUCUACCUCGCUUCCUCCGCCGCUGCCGAGUUCUUCGCCGACAUUGCCCUCUGCCCCCUCGAGGCCACCCGUAUCCGUCUCGUCUCCCAGCCCACCUAUGCCAGCGGCCUCAUCAGCGGCUUCGGCAAGAUGCUGAAGAACGAGGGUGUCGGCGCUUUCUACGCCGGCUUCGGACCCAUUCUCUUCAAGCAGAUCCCUUACACCAUGUCCAAGUUCGUCGUCUACGAGAAGGUCGCCGAGGCCAUCUACAACGUCUACCCCAAGAAGGACAUGUCCGACGGUGCCCAGACCGCCGUCAACCUUGGCUCCGGUCUCAUUGCCGGUUUCGCCGCUGCCAUCGUCUCCCAGCCCGCCGAUACCAUGCUCUCCAAGAUCAACAAGACCCCCGGUGCUCCCGGCGAGUCCACCACCUCUCGUCUCGUCAAGAUUGCCAAGGAGCUCGGCCUUAAGGGCUCUUACACCGGUAUCGGUGCCCGUCUCUUCAUGGUCGGCACCCUUACUGCCUUCCAGUUCGCUAUCUAUGGCGACGUUAAGAAGACUCUUGGCUGUGCUCAAGGGAUCGAGCUCGCCAAGUAAACGCGAUUCUGAAGCGUUUGGGAACGUAUAAUGAUGGAGGAGGAGUUUGGGGAUAAUGGGUGUGAGGUCGGCAACACGGGGACCACCUUGUGGGUCGACUCGGUUGCCCGGCCAACUCGCCAAUGAACAAAACAAGCGAGGGAUGUGUUUGGCAUUGCAAGCAUCCCCUUGCAGAAAGAUUUCCGGUCCUUGUUGAG